GUGCUACCGCUAGACGCGUGUGACAUUGACAUUUCACUGUCAGUCCAUUGUUUAUAAGUGCCGGAAUCUUGUUUAAUAACAAGAACUUUAAUUGGAAAAUCUCAGCGAAACUGUGAAGGAAAAAUGGCAGUCCGGACGUACGGGGAUAAACCGGUCACAUUCAAGUUGGAAGAUAAUGGGGAAUACUUCUGCGUUGGCUCAGAGGUUGGGAACUACUUGCGCUUGUUCCGAGGCUCCCUGUACAAAAAAUACCCUGGCAUGUUCAGACGCUCGAUUACCAAUGAAGAACGAAGAAAACUGAUCGAGUUGGGGCUGUCCCAACAUUGUCUGGCCAGCAGUAUUUCCCUGUUACGUGCCUCUGAGGUGGAGGAUAUUAUUGAGGGAAACGAUGACAAAUACAAGGCAGUGUCGGUGCACACAAGCGACCCGCCCGCUCCCAGGGAAAGCAAGAGCAAGAAAAACACCCAAUGGGUGCCAUCCUUGCCCAAUUCCAGUCACUUGGACGCAGUGCCUCAGGCUACUCCCAUCAACAGAAAUCGAGUGGCAGCCAAAAAGAUAAGGACGUUUCCGCUGUGCUUCGACGACACUGAUCCACAAUUGAACAUCGAAAACGCUUGCCAACAAGAGCUGUUGGUGCCGAUUCGAUUGGACAUGGAAAUUGAGGGGCAAAAACUUCGCGAUACUUUCACUUGGAACAAAAGCGAGAGUCUGAUAACGCCGGAACAGUUUGCCGAGGUGUUAUGCGAUGACUUGGACUUGAAUCCGCUCGCAUUUGUGCCGGCAAUUGCCCAAGCCAUUAGGCAGCAACUUGAGGCCUUUCCGAACGAGCCCCCAAGCAUUAUUGAGGAAAACACCGACCAGCGAGUGAUCGUUAAACUAAACAUCCAUGUGGGAAACACUUCACUGGUUGACCAGGUUGAAUGGGACAUGAGUGAAAAGCAGAACAACCCCGAAGAGUUCGCCUUGAAGCUUUGCUCCGAGCUGGGAUUAGGCGGCGAGUUUGUAACGGCGAUUGCAUACUCAAUUAGAGGACAGUUAAGCUGGCAUCAACGAACUUAUGCCUUUAGCGAAGCUCCCUUGCCCACAGUGGAAGUUCCUUUCAGGCCGCCAUCGGAAUCUGACCAGUGGGCCCCUUUUCUGGAAACCUUAACCGACGCCGAAAUGGAGAAAAAGAUCCGGGAUCAGGACCGAAACACUCGAAGAAUUCGACGAUUGGCAAACACUACGCCAGGAUGGUAGACUGGAUUUUUUUCAACGUAGGAAGCUGAUGUAAUUUUAUUGGAAUUAACUUUAGUUGAAAGCGAGUUAUUUCAGAUUCAUUUUAUUGACUAUUCGAAAGAAAAAAUUAUACAGAAAUUAAAUUUUAUUUAAAA
Messenger RNA from Dendroctonus ponderosae (mountain pine beetle), 1373 nucleotides. RefSeq names its product SWI/SNF-related matrix-associated actin-dependent regulator of chromatin subfamily B member 1 (gene Snr1). Gene Ontology annotation, biological process: regulation of transcription by RNA polymerase II; chromatin remodeling. Bases 124 to 1239 code for a protein of 371 amino acids. The record is from RefSeq and is a predicted model, not a curated record. The transcript is spliced from 7 exons. Gene Ontology annotation, molecular function: transcription coregulator activity. Gene Ontology annotation, cellular component: nuclear chromosome; nucleus. Lineage: Eukaryota; Metazoa; Arthropoda; Insecta; Coleoptera; Curculionidae.